AUGACGGAAGAGGCCGAGCCUGCUGCUGCUCCUCCUGCGGGCAGCCCCUCAAAGCAGGCUGCGGAAAAGAAGAAGAAGAAGACCAGCAAGAGCUCGACGAAGAAGCAUUCCUCUACAUCUUCGAAACCAAAGACUUCAAAAUCGAAGUCCUCUAGCUCCAAAUCCAAAGAAGCAGCGUCCACAAACUCAAACUGUGCCCCCGUAGAGGAACAAGAGCAGCUGGAGCUGCCACCAGCCACACCCCUCACCAAUGAGACGUCUCCCCAACAGCUUGACGCCCACGAUCAGACGCAGAUGCCUGAUUCCGAGUCACUGACACAUCCUGCAGAUGCGGAGACAGAUGCACAGGAUGCUGCUGCUACUAUGGUUCAGGAGGAGGAGCACCAAGAGGAGGAGGACCUGACGGCCGCUGCUGCGGAAGCGCAAGAGGCGACAGUAGACCCAGAAGUAGAAGAAGAAACAAGAGAGGCAUCGGAAGAAGGAAUAGAGGCGGAGGAGGAGGCCGAGGAGGCCAAGACAGAGGACGCCCCACCAACAGCAGGUGCUGGUGCUGCUGUAGGGGAAGGAGCCUCCUCUGGAGCUGCGGAGACAGUUGAGAUGCAACGGAAAAGGGCCUUUCCGGAGAGAAGCCAGGGCGCAGGAGACAAUCGCCGCUCGCCUCUCAAGAGAUUUGCAGCAGCUGUAACUUUGGACCAGUUCCCCCGCACUUCCGUUAAUGGCAAUUGCGGUGGUCCCUGGCGGACCUCUGCUUACUGCAGCUGGCUGCAUGACACCGUAGGGUGUACAUGCAGGCGAGAGGCAGGGGGCCCUCUCCCAGAGAAGUGGGCAUCUUUCUCAGAUUUCUUGGCGGCUGUAGACUUGCGCGCCACUGCCGAGAAAAAGCAGAAGGGGGAACUGGUGGUUCCCGAACGAGACAAGGAGAAGUCACAAGAAAAGAGUGACGCAGAAGGUCAAGAAGAUGACCAGCAAAAGGAACAACAGGAACAACGGCAGCAAGAUGAGGCUGCUGCAGUUCCAUUCGUGACACCCAACCCAUUGAUGGUGGAGAAGCUACUGCUGCUACCGUGCAAGACGUUUUUGUCUGUCGCCUUCGCGCCUCAACUUUUUCGUUGCCGCCCGUUCUCCCCGGUGGGUCUACAGGAGCAGUUCGAUGGAGCACAGCGCCGCAGGGCGGGGAUGGGUGCUCGAGCCAGCCGCUUGGGACAGCAGCGGCAAUCAACUGCUGCAGCAGGCCAAACUGUUGCAGGAGAGAAACAGGAACAGCAGGACAACAAAGAAGCGAAGACGCCGCAACAAGAGGGGCAUCAGCCGCAGGCGGACGAAGGCCAACAGCAGCAGCAGUUUUUGGGUCGUCGGGCGAUAGGGAACGGAUCUGAGUGUUUGAUAGAUGAAGGCCGCAUGCGUUUGCUGUCGGUAGUGAAUUUGUGUCUGACAGAACGUCACUACGAGCCUCAGAUGCUACGGCGUGACGGCAUCAGUGUCUUCUGGCACAAGAGUCAGGGGGGCGGAGAAGUUCCCACCAAUGAGGGCUUGUUGCUCUACUUCAAGCUGCUCGCCCUCCUCACAAUGCACGGUGUACGCACAGCUGAGCAGUGGGCGGCGUCUGCUGACUGUGCCGCAUGCAGUGCUGUGGGUGGGAGUGCAUCAGAAGCCCCUAGGGGCGAGAAGGGGGGCCCUCAAGGGUCCUCCGCUGUGCGACCAGGGUGCAGCUGCCCUUGGCGCUUCGCUGUGGUGACGCACUGCACCCACGGAUUGAACAGGACAGGGUAUAUGUUAUGCGCCUUGAUGAUGGCUCUGUUGGGCUUGUCUGCUGCUGAAGCACAACAGGUCUUUGCUACUGCUCGAGGGCAGGCUAUUGCAAGAGAAGAAGUUGUUGCGGCGCUGCAGCAGCUGCACCAGCAGGGAUUCUCCGAUGAGCUGAAGGCGGCACUUGUUGCUCCCGAGCUCCAUGCGGUGUUUGCACAGAACGCAACGGCAGAUGGCGUCAAUCUCCAGAAAGGGAGCUGUAUCAUAAAUGUUGCUGCAGCGGAUGCAGCAGCAGCCGACGAUGCCCCAAGACACCUUCCCAUACCAGAAGGCUUCAAGAAGAAACUCGUAGAGUACAUUGACUCCGAGCGAGAACGGCUUAUCCGGGGCAAACAGCCACCCUCAAAGCAGAAGCAGGAGCAGCAAGAAGAGAAGAAGGAGGAGGUGGAGAAGGCUGAAGAGAAGGGGGAGGCUGGGGAAGAAGAGACAAAGAGGGAGGCGGAGGUCAAGGAGGAAGUAUCAACAGGGACAGCAGGAGAGGGUGCUCAGAAGAAGACGGAAGUGGUGCUUAGCGAGGAGGAGCUACAACAGCUGCCAUCGAUCCCGGAGACGAUCCCCAACAACGGGGUGGUGCUGCUUGGACCUCUUGCAAAUGCCUUGCUGGCACCUGAGGAGGCGCUGGUGUACUUACUGGGUCUACACCCCAACCUCCGUCUAUGCGACUUCCGCGUCAUCACUUCUGAAGACAUCAAUGAACACAUGCGCUACUCCACAGCCUCCAAGAAGGCGGGCCUUAAGAGAAGGCGCAGGGUCGGCGUGGCACCCCAGAACGCUCCUCAGAAGCAGCAGGAGGCGGCGCAGCAGCAACAGCAGGAACAGGAGCACGAGCAGCAGGACAACGAGCAGGAGGAACAGCAGCAGGAACAGGAGCAGCAGGAGCAAGAGCAACAAGAAGAGCAGCAGCAACAACAGCAGCAGCAGGUGCAGCAGCAGCAGGGCACCAAGCCGCUGAGUUAUCACUACAUCCUUUACCUGCAGGCAGCGGAUCCAUUCUCGUUUUCUACUCUCCUCAGUGCUGAUUUGGUCUCUCUCCGGCGCCAGCCCUUGCAUGCAUUUACUCUGGAUUUCUUACCUUAUCUGUUGAAGCGCGGACAGGAGCUGGACAAUUCGUUUGUCACAUGGGCCCUCCAACGCCCUCCACGACCCAAAAGGAUCAUGACACCCUUCCCUCUUCCUGGGAUGCCACCCUUCCCGAUUCCGGGAUUUGGGGGGCCUCUCCCCCCUCCCCACCUCAUGAGGGGUCCAGGAAAGGGUCCCCAAGACAACAUGCCUUUCGGCAGCUUCCCAAGGGGCAGUGGCAGGAAGCAAAUGGUGGGGGGCCCAGGGGGCCCGCCUCCGCCGCCCUUCGUUGGAGGCCCCCAGUGGAGUGGGAACCCCCCACCGCCACCUCCGCCUCCCCCGCAGCCUGAGGGGCCUUGGAAAGGGGGACCUGGUGCAGACAACACACCAAAGCGUUUCCCCAGGAGGGCCGAUGCAGACAACAGCCGGAUGGGAGGCCCUAAAGAAGCGUAUAAGCAACCUGUUGAUGACAGGAGGGGGGGGGCUCCGGGGGCGGGUCGUCAGGGCCCGCCUCGCGAUUUCUACGACGCCAUUAAACAGCACUCCCCGAACCCGCCAUCUGUGGGGGGUCCCUGGGGCCCCCCUCCCAGCUCCAACGGUACAGGGUGGGGAGCUCCCGGAGGGGGCCUCGGGCCGAGCGACAGAGCUGGAGCAGGAGGUAUCCCUCCCCCGUUUUCGAUGCCGAAGGAAAGUGGAGGGAGAGGAGCGUGGGGCGGAGGCAGCUGGGAAGGCAGGGGCCCGCAAGGGCCCCCUGGAGAAUGGGGUCAGGGCCCCCCCGGGGGUCCUCAGGGUAACUCCCGAGCCGAGGGUCCGGGCGGCUCGAAACGCCACCGACCAGCGUACGACAGUAACUACAGCUCAGGAGAUUGGAACGGGGCAGGGACUCACAAAGAACCCACUCGAGGUGGAGGGCCUCAGGAGUGGGGCUACCAAAGAGGAGGGCCUUCUGGGGGCCAGGGGCCCGCCACCUACGACAGCUUUGCGACACACCGCGGCGGAGAUAGCCUUGGCGGGGGAGGGGGCUUCCGGGGAGGGCCUUCCAACUCCUUUGGCAGAGACGGAGGGCCGCCGCCCCGCGACAAUCAGUAUGGGGGCCCCAGAGGCGCAGGGAUGGGCCCCACGCAGCACCAGCAGCACCAACAAGGGUUCACUGGGUAUUCGUCUAACCCCAUGCAGCAGCAACCGCAGCAACAGCAGCAGCAUGGAAUGCCUCCUUUUGGUGCUGCUCCUCAGUACCACCAGGGAACGAAUCAAGAUUACAGUGGAGGCCAGCAGCAGCCGUAUUCUCAGCAGGGCUACAUGUACCCUCAGCAGCAACAGCAGCAGCAGCAGCAGCAGCAGGAGCCUGUGCCUGCGUACGUGAUGCAGCUGCUGCAGCAGCAAGCAGCACAGAGAGGGGCCUCGGUUGAUCCGCAGGUGUUGGCCCAGCUGUACACGCAGUAUUACCAGUCUUUCUUAAGCUCAAUGUCCAAUCCUUCGGGGGGGCAGCAGAUGGGGCAUGACCAGAUGCUGCAGUACAUGCAGCAGCAGCAGCAGCAGCAGCAGCAGCCUGCCCAUUGA
Eimeria maxima is the source of this 4425-nucleotide messenger RNA. RefSeq lists its product as hypothetical. NCBI's taxonomy places the organism in Eukaryota, Apicomplexa, Conoidasida, Eucoccidiorida, Eimeriidae. The transcript has a single exon. Gene Ontology annotation, biological process: dephosphorylation. Gene Ontology annotation, molecular function: phosphatase activity. The record is from RefSeq and is a predicted model, not a curated record. Bases 1 to 4425 code for a protein of 1474 amino acids.